Messenger RNA from Colletotrichum truncatum, 828 nucleotides. Its product is annotated as DUF1711 domain protein. NCBI's taxonomy places the organism in Eukaryota, Fungi, Ascomycota, Sordariomycetes, Glomerellales, Glomerellaceae. The record is from RefSeq and is a predicted model, not a curated record. Gene Ontology annotation, cellular component: Ino80 complex. Gene Ontology annotation, biological process: chromatin remodeling.
AUGGAUUCCCCAAGCGUGCGCCGCAAGUCAUCAGGAGCCAAGAGCGAACUUGUCGUUAUCCUCACUGUUAACGCCGAAAAAUUGAAGGAAAUUCUCGAACCUAGUCCCGUCAAGGAGGAUUCCCCCGUCAAGAUGGACGUCGAUGAGACAAAUGGCAUCAAGGAGAACCAAGAAUCGCAGGACUCCCCUGCCACCUCAACGACGCUGCCUGUUCCUGCUGCGACGAAUGGCGAGAACGCAUCUGACUCCAAUCCUGCCACGCCUGUUGCAGGCGGAACUCCAGCACCCACUUCAAUGGGACCUCCUACCGAAGGAGCCAAGAAGAAGGGCAACAAGCGCGGUCCUGGUGCUGUUAAUGGCAUUGGACCCGAUGGCCAGCCCAAGGUCCGAGGCAAACCGGGCCCCAAAAAGAAGGCUCGAUUGGAGGAUGGCACAAUCGACCCUAACGCCCGGUCGGGAGCUGCCGGACACAAGCUAGGCCCCAAGGCGAAUCAGGGAGCCAUCAAUGCCGGUCUCCGAGCUCUCGACCGAUCAGGCAAGCCCUGCCGUAAAUGGGCGAGGGGCGGCUUCACACUCAAAAGCUUUACUGGCAUUGUCUGGGAAGUACCUCGUUGGACCGCACCGCCCAAAAUGCUUCCUGAGUCCACUACCGAAGAAUCGGCUGCCGCUUCUGCGGACAGCAGCACUAAGGAGAACAAGGAGAACGACCAGGUGAAGAGCGAUGCCAACAGUGCUGUCAACAGCGGCGUUGACGUUGAGAUGCGGAGCGCGCCCGGCAGUGUUCCCGCCAGCUCCCCGGCUCCGAUGGCCAUUUCCGCCGCAUCAUAG